Meloidogyne enterolobii is the source of this 209-nucleotide messenger RNA. The record is from the annotation of a GenBank genome assembly. NCBI's taxonomy places the organism in Eukaryota, Metazoa, Nematoda, Chromadorea, Rhabditida, Meloidogynidae.
GCUCGAUAAAUGCAUUGUUUGUAGCCGAAAGGCGUUGCAUGGAAUUUGAACAAAUUAACUCAUGUAAAUACAAAUCUAAUCAAGAACGGGGAUGUAAGCUAUGGCCGAAUAAUUUAAUUAAUCUCCCUAAUGUCAGCGAUUCUAUGGUACCCUUUUUUAAUGUUUUUUGUAUUUUUAAUUACUCGAUAUUAUAUUAUAAUCACCAAUAA